UCCCGCGUCUUCUUUUUGCUUAGAGAAAUUAUCAAUUAUCUCAGACAGCAUACAUGCCUAAAAUACAUUCUGAAAUAACAGAAUGUCCUACAAAAGUCUUCACGAUAUCCUUUGGAUGUCUUUUGAUAUGCAUGCUGUGUGCUGUUAGGAUAUUAUGAUAGUGAAGAAUAUUUUCUUAAUUCAGAAAAUUGUUCUCAUUUACCUUCUAUUCGCCGCUUUUGGCGUAGCCUCUUAUUUCCUUAAUUAAUUCCUCUGCAGCCCACGAUCGUCUCGCAGAGAUGAUAAUGGGCGUUGUUUUGCGUGAUUUUCAGGUCCGCGUCACAAAUAUAGUCUCCGUGUUCCGUGUGUCGCACUUUUGUAUCACUUGUAUCUUGUAUCACUUCGUUCAAUUUAACAAAUAAUCCGAAAUUCUUCGUGGUUUUCACUUUUUAUUACACUUUUCACCAUAAAUUUCGUCCUCGCUGGCUUACCUAACCUAUACUCUGUACCGAAACCGCCGAACGAAUAUUGCUCAACCUGAACCGUGUGAUUACGAAAAGAUCGAUUCUUGAAUCGAUUCUCUCAAGCCGGCUAAGAGCCAAUAAGGCUGUGUUUCUUUUGGACGCUCAUGCGCUGAAAGCAUCUCUAUCUUUGUUGUUCAUCAUACAUCAAAAAAGAAUAGAAUGAUGCUUUCAGCGCGUGAGCGGUCGAAAGGAAUGCAGCCAAGACUGACACCGACUCGCGGCAAAAUCAGCUGUGUUUAUUAGAUUUAUUGUGUUUGUUGUCGAUCGAUCACGGAAUGUGUUAUGCAAAACAAGAUAAAUUAAAAAUUGAUAUAUAUGGCUAAUUACAAUAAAAAACGAUACUUGGCUUACUUAUGGGCAGACGGUAUUCCAAUGCCCAAAAGAACUCGAGAUCGUCGGCAAAGAAAUGAUGAUAAUGAAACGAAUGAUAAUAUUGAUGAUCAACAUGCAGAAGAUCAAUUGCGUAUUAAUAAUAAUGAAAUAAUGAAUCAAGAGCAAGCCGAUAUGUAUGAUGAUGACAAUUGUGAACUACGAGCUAACCAAUUCGAUAACUUUAAUGUUGAUGAUGAUAAUAAUGGUUACGACGAUGACAAUGAUCGAGAGAAUUUGGCAGAUAAUGAUUAUUAUCGAUUAUCAUUGGACAGUGAUGAUGAUAUUAGCGUCACAAGUGAACAGGCAAUAAAUGAAAUCAUUCAGGAAAAUGAAGCUGAUUCUCAUCAGCUUGCAGAAAAUAAUCGUUUUGAUGACGAGAUUCAUGAUGAUAAUGUCGAUAAUAAUGAUGAUGAGGGGCAACAGAAAUUGUAUUGCGGAGCACGGAUCACGAAGCGUGAAAGCGAAUUUCUUAUCAUGUCUUUUUUUUUAAGAUAUUCUCUUCCAGAUAGAAGUUGGAAAAACUUUUUAAAAUUAAUUGAUUGCCAUUUGCCAGAGUCAAAGUAUUCUACGAAAUAUCGGUUUUUCAAAAGAUUUCCAAAAACAAAAGACUUUGAUAAGCAUUAUUAUUGCGCAAUAUGUGAAGACUAUUUGGAGAUUCCAAAUAAUAAUGAACAAGUAUUGUGCACAUGUGGAGCUGUAAAUAAUAAAAAAGAACUAGAGAAGAACGAAAAAUUUUUCCUUGCAGGCAAAAUAUCUGAAAAAUUGAAAGAUAUUUUAACUGAUAAAAACGUCGUUAGUCAUCUUCGCAAAAGUGAAGCUAGUGGAGUAACGUCAGGCAGAAUAUAUAAAACGCUGCAAAGAAACGGAGUAAUUGGAGAAAAUGACAUAACUCUGCAGUUCAAUACCGACGCUGGACUUUGGGUUGGUGACGGUUCACCUCGAAUGGAUGUGUAUUUCAAGCCCUUUAUAAAAGAGAUAACACAAUUACACGAAGAGGGAAUUAUGUGUCCUAUUCUU
This is a messenger RNA of Nylanderia fulva, 1892 nucleotides long. RefSeq lists its product as uncharacterized. Lineage: Eukaryota; Metazoa; Arthropoda; Insecta; Hymenoptera; Formicidae. The record is from RefSeq and is a predicted model, not a curated record.